AUGAAGGCAACAUUCGCAGUCGCCGCCGCGGCGGCCCUCGUCGGAGGCGUCAGCGCCAGCAACGUUCACCGUCGCCACGUUCACGAUUCGUUCCACGGUCUGGAGAAGAAGGCUCUCAGCAACGACACCUGUGGCUGCACCACCAUCUACUCCACCUACUACGGUGAAGCUACUCUCCACCCCAACCCUCCUCCCUCAACCAGCACCAAGGUCGUCCCCACCACGACUGCUGCUCCUUCGACUUCGACCCAGGUCGUCGUCGUCGUGCCCACUCCCGUGGCUCAAACUUGCCCGACCCCUGGUGUCUACACUUUCCCGGCCACCACCGUCACCCUGACGGCCACCACUACCGUGUGCGCCGCUUCCACCACCGCAGUUACCAGCGGAACCCACACUCUGGGAGGUGUCACGACCGUUGUCUCGACCGCCACCACCGUCACCUGCCCCUACGCCACCGUUUCCACCAGCGAGGGCGUCGUGACCAGCGUCAUCAAGACCACCACCUACGUCUGCCCCUCGGCCGGUACUUACACCAUUGCGCCGACCACGACCGCUGUCACCAAGGACACCACUGUCGUCGUCCCGGUCGUCAGCACCUACUGCCCCGGCACCUACACGCAGCCCGAGAUUACCACCACCAUCACCGGUACUAGCACUGUCGUCUACUGCCCCUUCGAUAUCCCCACCACCUCGGCUGUCCCCGUCUACUCGACCUCGCCUGCCACCUCUCCCGUUGCUACUUACCCUGCCACUUCCGCUCCUGCCAGCUCUGCCAAGCCCUCUCCCAGCGGUCUUCCCUCGGGUAAGGGUGGCGCUCCCUGGGCCAUUACCUACACCCCCUACGACAGCAAUGGCAACUGCAAGAGCGCCAGCGCUGUUACUGAGGAUAUCAAGGCCAUCUCCGAGAAGGGCAUCAGCACCGUCCGUGUCUACUCCACUGACUGCGACACUCUGCCCAACGUUGGUAGCGCCUGCGCCGCCCACGGCGUCCGCAUGAUCAUCGGUAUCUUCAUCGAUGCCCCUGGCUGCACUGCCAACAACCCCACCGUCUCCCAGCAGAUCAGCUCCAUCAAGUCGUGGGCCCAGUGGGACAUUGUCGACAUGAUUGUUGUUGCCAACGAGGCCCUCUUCAACGGCCACUGCCAGCCCAGCGAGCUUGCUGGCCUCAUCAGCCAGUGCAAGUCUUCCUUCUCCGGCUACACCGGUCCUUACACCACCACCGACACCACCGGUGAGUGGCAGAAGGAUGAGGUCAAGGGCGCCCUCUGCGGUGUCGUCGACCUUGUCGGUAUCCAGGCUCACGCUUACUUCAACACCGAGACCACCGCCGCCCAGGCUGGUGACUUCGUCCUGACCCAGCUUCAGAUUGCCAACACUGUCUGCCCCGGUAAGGAGGGCCGCGUUUUGGAGACUGGCUGGCCCUCCGCCGGUGUCUGCAACGGCGCUGCCUGCGCAGGUGAGGCCGAGCAGGCUGCCGCCAUCUCUUCUCUCCUCGAGAAGGUCGCAGAUGUGUCCGUCUUCUUCAGUCUGACUGAUGACAAGUGGAAGAGCGCCGACACCGACUGCAAGUGCGAGCAGCACUGGGGAUGCAGCAGCGCUCUCGGCCUCAGCGGCCUCAGCCUGUAA
Neoarthrinium moseri is the source of this 1626-nucleotide messenger RNA. RefSeq lists its product as uncharacterized. The record is from RefSeq and is a predicted model, not a curated record. Gene Ontology annotation, molecular function: 1,3-beta-glucanosyltransferase activity; glucan endo-1,3-beta-D-glucosidase activity. Gene Ontology annotation, biological process: cell wall organization. Gene Ontology annotation, cellular component: fungal-type cell wall; extracellular region; cell surface. Bases 1 to 1626 code for a protein of 541 amino acids. The transcript has 2 exons. Lineage: Eukaryota; Fungi; Ascomycota; Sordariomycetes; Amphisphaeriales; Apiosporaceae.